AUGAAACGAAGAAUCACCUUCAUCCAGAGCGUCAAUGCCUCCUUCGACCCGGAGCAAGCUGUGUUAACCACGUCAUCCCUCUCCGUCCGUGACAUAGACGCUGCGCGGGAGGAUCGCAUUACGGUCGGACUGGACGAGCUCCCAGAGGAGUUGCGUGCUGUCCUCGAGCAAUCCCAUGAGCUCCACCUUCGCUGGGCCUCCGAGAGGUCUUUCGAUGCUGUCGUGCCAUUCAGUAGCCGAGUUUCGCCUGGCCUGCAUGUCCAUUAUACUCCGCUCGGAUCGGAAUCAUCUUCAGAGGCACUGUGCACGCUGCUCCGCACGAUAGUAGCGCCCAGCAAGGACGCCCAAUAUAAGAAUUGUUCGAAGCAGGAGGAUGCGUUCAUUACACCUCCGCUUCUUUCAACACGAUUCGGUUCAUCGGCCGCUCUACAAUAUUACACCCGACUCCCUUCCAUACAGCCGCUGGUCAAAUAUAUUCACAACACUGUCUGUGACCAGAGUCGUACAGGUGGCCGCGAGUGCCACACCCGGGCCGAUGCUCUCCUCUCUGCGGACUCGGUCGAUAUCGACUAUGACAGCACUUCACACGCCUUAACUGUGUCUGGGCUCUGGGCCAGUUCACCUACGGGCGGUUGGACGGAUAAGUUUCAAAGGCCAGCCUCCGCUGACGAUCAAGUCGAGUUCGGUCUCUUGGGCGCCGAGGCAGGGCUUGAGCCAGAGGAGAUCAAGAUGGGCGGGCUGUUAGCGGUUGUCGGAGAGGACGAGAAGCUAAAACCAACUAUGUUCUCAUUCCCCUCCCGUCACCAAUCUCUCACUGAACCAUCGAGCUACACCGUCUCCUUCGCCUCCCCGACUGGUCUUCACCCAACAAUGUCUAUAUCCAUGCCUCGGUCAUCCCUCAAACGACCCACAGCACCAGACGACACAACCUGCGGUCUGCACACAUACCUCACCCUCCCCUCCGUCAUAUUUGGCGAUCAAUACCAGCUCGCGACAACAGAUCCACUCUUCCUCGAGUCACACAAUCUCCUAGCCCUCCAAGCCUUAGCAGGCGAAAUGGACCUGGAAGCCCCAGACUGGGUUGUUCAGCGCUGGGGCUCCAACUGGCUCUUCGAACUAGCAACACCCCCAGAACUCGAAGAAACGGCCAACACACCAGAUUCCUCAAACUGGACUGCCACCAUUCCUCUGCACCUGCGGUACCUGCCACCAUCCGAAACAGGACACCGCACAGCUUACAUUCCCUGGCCUGUCGUCUUCUGGGCUUGUACUUCCGAGGACAGCACGAAGAUGAGUGUGAAUCCCUUCGACCGCACACAUCUAGGCUGGGACAGCUUGUUCGGUCCGCGAACCCUAUUCUACCAGCUUCAGCCUACAGGUGAUCGUCUUGUGGAGGAGAUCGAUGUGCCGGUUCUACGACUUGAGGGCGAGGAGGGCUACUUCCAGGGUAAAUAUAUCGAGCUUGGUACUUGUGCGGUGAUCUCUCUUGGGUUCAUCUGGGUGCUUUGGCGGCUUGCUCGUGUUGCUUGGUCGUCUGGCGUUGGUAGUAAACCGGUCGAGACUGCGCAUGAUAAGAAGGAAUGA
Penicillium roqueforti is the source of this 1584-nucleotide messenger RNA. RefSeq lists its product as uncharacterized. The transcript is spliced from 5 exons. Gene Ontology annotation, biological process: GPI anchor biosynthetic process; protein processing. Gene Ontology annotation, molecular function: mannosyltransferase activity. Gene Ontology annotation, cellular component: glycosylphosphatidylinositol-mannosyltransferase I complex; endoplasmic reticulum membrane. The coding region runs from base 1 to 1584 and encodes 527 amino acids. NCBI's taxonomy places the organism in Eukaryota, Fungi, Ascomycota, Eurotiomycetes, Eurotiales, Aspergillaceae. The record is from RefSeq and is a predicted model, not a curated record.